Messenger RNA from Protopolystoma xenopodis, 483 nucleotides. The record is from the annotation of a GenBank genome assembly. Lineage: Eukaryota; Metazoa; Platyhelminthes; Monogenea; Polystomatidea; Polystomatidae.
AUGAGCCUCAACUGCGAGACCUGUCGGGAUCCGGCGAGAACCGACGCGGAACAGUCUGUGCCAAGAUCGCGGCCGCAAAACAAGCCAACUCGAGGCACACUCGAAAUGACGAGGCUUCCACUUGACUUUGCCGCGAAAUCUGGCCGCCAUCUUGUCGAGUCCCGCUCUCACCUGCUCGGUUCACGCCCGGCUUGUGGCAUUCAAAUGCGAGAAGCCCAUGCAUGGGCUGGGAUCAAAGGGAGGGGGGUGAUUGGCAAAGUGGUGCGGCUGCGCUGCCGACAGUGCGAGUGUGGGCGCAUCUCGUGGAGCCAGCGCGAACAGCUUCGCGUUGCCAAGGGAAAAGACUUUUUGAAGCCUGCACAGCCGAGCAAUUGUGCAUGGGAAAGUUGGACGUGCGUUGAAGACGUGGAAGCCUUCAAAAAAAGAAUGAGUAAGAGUGCAGCUCGACUGAGCAUGUCGACGGACAAACUUGUUCUCUUGUCC